UUAAUUCAAACACACUCAGGGAUCCCCCUAUCAGUGUACAAUUUGGAGCAGAGCUGGGUGAGUGCAGGACCUGCCAGGCUGAGCCAAAGGGACCCAGACACUGGGAUUUAAUUCUACCCAACACAGCAAGACCAUGAGGCUAACAGCAUCAGUAGUGCUGCUUAUUAUAUUGAAGAAUGUGCUUGCAGAUACAGUGAGUAAAUGUGAUCGAAACGAGUUUAAGUGCUCAGAUGGGAAAUGCAUACCAUACAAAUGGGUUUGUGAUGGAAGCCCAGAAUGUGACGAUGAGUCGGAUGAGUCUGGAGAGGCUUGCAUGUCUAUAGUGUGCACCGAAGACCAGUUCAGCUGUGGUGGACGGUUAAAUCGUUGUAUUUCUAUGUCCUGGAAAUGUGAUGGAGAGACUGACUGUGAAAAUGGCUCAGAUGAACAGAAUUGUCCCGCCAAGACUUGCCCUGAUGACUUUUUCCGGUGUAGCAAUGGAAAGUGCAUCUCUCUUGAGUAUGUGUGUGACCAUGACCAUGACUGUGAGGAUGGCAGUGAUGAAGUGUCCUGUGCAGAACCCACAUGUGGUCCAGCCUAUAUAAGUUGCCACAACAAUGGCAUGUGUAUUCCAAAGUUUUGGGGUUGUGAUGGAGACCCUGACUGUGAUGAUGGCUCAGAUGAGCUUAACUGUGAUGGGAAGGCACCCACAAGGACUGAAAAACCAUGUGGCGAGCUGGAAUUUCACUGUGGGAGUGGAGAAUGCGUACACCUGAGUUGGAAGUGUGACGGAGCAUUUGACUGCAAGGAUAAAUCAGACGAGAUGGAUUGUAUCAAACCCACCUGCCGUCCAGAUGAAUUUCAGUGUGACAAUGGGCAGUGUAUUCAUGGGAACCGCCAGUGUGACAAGGAAUAUGACUGCAAAGAUCUGAGCGAUGAGCGGGGCUGUGUGAAUGUGACAAAAUGUGAAGGCCCCAACAAAUUCCAGUGCCGCAGUGGGGAGUGCAUCUCUAUAGAGAGAACCUGUGAUGGGAAGAGAGACUGCCGAGACUAUUCAGAUGAACCUGUUAAAGAGUGCAAUGAAAAUGAGUGCUUAAAGAACAAGGGAGGCUGUUCUCAUAUCUGCAAGGACCUAAAUAUUGGCUAUGAGUGUAUGUGUCCUGAUGGUUACAGACUGGUGAAUGGAAGGCGCUGUGAAGAUAUCAAUGAAUGUGAAAUCCCUGACACGUGCAGCCAAAUCUGCAUCAAUUUGGAGGGCAGCUUCAAGUGUGAAUGUAAAGAGGGGUAUCAGAUGGAUCUUAUGACUAGAUCCUGCAAAGCCAUUGGAAACAUAGCCUAUCUUUUCUUUACUAACCGCCAUGAGGUUAGGAAGAUGACCUUGGACAAGAGCGAGUACUCAAGCUUCAUUCCACAUCUGAAGAACGUGGUGGCUUUAGACAUGGAAAUAGACAGCAAAAAAAUCUACUGGUCUGACCUGAGUCAGAAGAAGAUUUACAGUGCUUUAAUGGACAAAGCCCACAACAUUUCCCACCAUGCAACAGUAAUUGGCAAUGAAAUAAAAACUCCUGAAGGGAUUGCAGUUGAUUGGAUCCAUGGCAAUAUCUACUGGACGGACUCUGCCUUUAGCACUAUUUCGGUGGCCAACACAGAAGGAUCUAAGCGGAAAACUCUCUUCAAGGAGGAUCUGGGCAAACCUCGGGACAUUGUGGUGGAUCCUUCACAAGGUUUCAUGUACUGGACAGACUGGGGUCUGCCUGCUAAGAUUGAAAAAGGAGGUUUGAAUGGUGCAGACAGGCAAACUCUGGUCACGGAUGGAAUCGAAUGGCCCAAUGGUAUCACUCUGGACUUUAUGAGUCAAAGACUAUACUGGGUGGAUUCGAAGCUUCACUCACUGUCCAGUAUCGAUGUUACCGGAGACAACCGACAUACUGUUUUAGUGGACGAAGAGCACUUGGCUCAUCCUUUCUCCCUUACGAUCUUUGAAGACCUUGUUUUCUGGACAGACAAUGAGAAACUAGCAAUAUUCAGUGCCAACAGACUCACAGGAGAGAACAUUGUUAAAGUUGCUGAAGAUCUUCAAUCUCCAGAUGAUAUUGUCUUGUACCAUAACCUGAGACAGCCAAAAGCUCAAAACUGGUGUGAAAUCUACCAUCUUGAAAAUGGUGGCUGUGAGCAUUUGUGCCUACCAGCCCCUCAAAUCAGUGCCCGCUCCCCAAAAUUCACAUGUGCCUGUCCUGAUCACUUGCAACUUGGGCCCGACAUGAGAAGUUGUGUGACAGCAUCUAGUACUACAGAAGUAUCGCAAUCUACAUCACCACCUAUUACCACCACCGCAAUGAGGAGUACUACCCUUGCAAAGAUUACAAAUAGGCUCCCAAAAACUGAACCACAGCCAAAACUUGCAACAGCUUCAACCGCUACCACAAUCUCCACCACCACAGCUGCUGCUAGAACCACAGCGAAAUCCUUGGACUUCACUACACAGGCGUUUCAAACACAAGAAAACAAAGAUCGGGAUGUGCUUGUUGCGGAUACUACAAAUUCCCACUCUGGUCCCACGGCUCUCUAUAUUGUGCUACCAAUUGUGCUGCUUUGUUUAAUAUCUUUUGGUGGCUACCUCUUGUGGAAAAACUGGAGACUGAAAAACACCAACAGCAUCAACUUUGACAAUCCUGUGUAUCAGAAAACUACAGAAGAAGAUGAGAUCCACAUAGGACGAAGCCAAGGCGGAUACAGCUACCCAUCGAGGCAGAUGGUGAGAUUAGAAGAUGAUAUCGCUUGAAGAACUGUUACCCAUUUUGUGCCUAUCGCCAAACUCUGCUGCUCAGUUCUAGAUCGGGGGCAAUGACUACAAUGAAUAUAGAAAAUCAAAUUCUACAUACAUGUCCGUCCACACCAACGUGCCGUGUCUUCGCAGUUCUAUUUAAAUAGCUUUGUUUUUGUUUUUUCUUCCCUCUCACCGUAUUUUUCUGUUUUUUUUUCUUUCUUUCUACUGAACUAGUUGCCCCGUCUCAUUGAUAUUUUACAGACUUUGCUUUUAUGUUUUUUUUUUCUUCUUUAUUCUAAUUUAUGGAUUUAAUUUUUGAAGUUGUGCCAUAUUAUUAUUUUCCGCUCUCCUCUGCACAAUUGUGAGAAUGAAUCCAUGAAGGACACACAACAGAUCUUGCAAAGGACUCUGAGAGUGAACAAAUGUUGGAAAACUAUAAUAUUGCAAAGCACUGCGGGACCAUGAAGAACUUGAGAAAACAAUCCUUCUGGGGGGGGUUGGUUUUAUGUUUUUGCAACUAUGUUAGUGUUGUCUGUUUUUUGUUUUGGGGGGGAGGGGUUGAGUUAAAAGCACAAAGUACUUAAACACUAAAAAGCUAAACAUUCAAACUGGAUGGUGACUAUCAGCUACGUGUGCAGAACAUGUUGAACUGUGGAUAUCGACAUCUCAGGGUCGUGAUUAAUCUCUGGGAGUAUGCUCAGGAUCGGAGUUACAGCCAUUGUAAGAAGUUUAUUCUUCCUGACAAUAUGUAGCAAGCCACAAAUGGCCAUCAAAGACCAACAAGUGCCUCUUCUGCAACUGUUGUUUUACCUCCAAUUUGCCAACACCCGCCCUCUGUCUGCACUUUUGUUUAAUUGGUUAUGUAUAGAUUGGUUUGACUGUGUGUAUGAUGGGCUGUGGAAUUUUUUUCUUCUUCUCAUCAGCCUGUAUAUUUUAGCAGGAUAUGAUGGUGCAAACCGGCAUUUGGAAUAUAUAAAAAUUUGUGAGUUUUCUUCUGAAUUGCACUCUUUCAACCGCUGCUGUUACAAUACCAUUUCCAUGUUUGCAAGCCAACGAAUACAGGAAUUGGUUGUUGAAGUUCAACUGCAGUUGGUGAAUCUGCUAGCUUCUUGCUUUCUACUAUCAGACGGUCAAUGUGCAAUCAGUUUUUAUCAGGAAUGCAAAAAUGAUGCUGUAAUCCAAAGAACCGCAAACAAAUGGUUAACCCCGUGAUUUCCAGUGCGUUUCUUGCAAAACUUUUAGUGCUUAGUAGUUUAAACGCACCCAUGGGUAGACUACUGCUGCCUUAAUAUGGAAGUGGUGCUAAUUUAAUAUCCUGUUUUUACAUGCCGUAUCUUUCGAUUGUACUUGGUUGCAUGUGAGAUUUCUUUUAACCUGUGGAAAGCCUUACAUUACAUCUUCUAUCCUGGCUGCAUAGAAAGCAUCUGUAAUUUACUGCAGUAUUGGAAUCAAAAUGCUCUGCCUGAACCUGUGAAAAGAUUGCUAUUUUAUGUGAAGGGUGUAUAUAUAUUUGUAUCUGUACAGUUAUACUUGCACAUGUUUAUAUUUUUUUGCUGUAUGUACUUUUAUGUUCAUUUUGGGAAAGUUUAAUAUAUAAUUUAUUUAUUUCAGAAUA
This is a messenger RNA of Pelobates fuscus (common spadefoot toad), 4361 nucleotides long. RefSeq names its product low density lipoprotein receptor (gene LDLR). Gene Ontology annotation, cellular component: plasma membrane; early endosome. The transcript has 18 exons. Gene Ontology annotation, biological process: cholesterol homeostasis; receptor-mediated endocytosis involved in cholesterol transport. Lineage: Eukaryota; Metazoa; Chordata; Amphibia; Anura; Pelobatidae. Bases 134 to 2761 code for a protein of 875 amino acids. Gene Ontology annotation, molecular function: calcium ion binding; protein binding; lipoprotein particle binding. The record is from RefSeq and is a predicted model, not a curated record.